AGAACUGACUCAGACGUACAACAGAGCUCCAGGAUGCUUUGCCUGAAUGAUGAACUGCUCUUUAAACUUAACCUUGGAUACGUCAGUGCGUUGGUCUUCCAGCACACUGUGAUCGUUCUUCUACUGGCAGACUCCUUUAGAGGCCAGUCUCAGGGGGCUAGACCUUCUCGAACAAUAGUGACAUUAGUUGGUGAAGACGUUAUCCUGCCGUGCCACCUGGAACCUGCCCUGGAUGUUGUUUCUCAGAGUGUGGAGUGGGGGAGACUUGACCUGGAACCAAGAUUUGUCCAUGUGUGGCAUGAGGGUCAAAACAUUCUCAGUAACCAAAACCCGUCUUACAAAGGAAGAACAUCAGUGUCCAUUGAGAAACUGAAGCAUGGAGACCUUUCACUGACACUGUCUGCAGCCAAACUCUCUGAUAAUGGAAUCUAUAGAUGCUACUUUCCCUCACAGAGUAAAGAAUCUACUGUUGAGCUUAUUGUUGGUUCUGUCUCCUCAGCGGUCAUAGCUGGAAUUUACUUAAACAGCAGCGCAGUGGUGUUACAGUGUGAGUCUGCAGGCUGGCAUCCAGAGCCUGAGGUGUUGUGGCUGGACGGUGAGGGAAAGCUCCUCUCUGCUGGACCUACAGAGACAGUCAGAGGUCCUGAUGACCUCUAUACUGUCAGCAGCAGAGUGACUGUGGAGAAGAGACACAGCAACAGCUUCACCUGUAGAGUCCAACAGAGGAACAUCAACCAGACCACAGAGACAGAGAUUCAAGUUUCAGCUGAUUGCUUCGAGGCUCCAUCUUGUUCUGCUGCUCGUGUCAGCAUUCUCGUGGUUGUGUUCCUCACUUUUAUUUUUGCAGCGGCCUUUGUCGUGUGGAAAUGGAGACAACACAAAACCAAAGACACAAAGAUGAACUGUGAUGCUGAGAGAGCAAAGACAGAGAGAGAGCAGCUCAUGGCAGAACGCAAGAAAAUGGAGGAUUUGGAGGAGAAAAAGGCAAAACUUGAAGAAAUGUUACAGAAGAAUGAAGAAGAAGAGAAAGACUUGGAGCGGGUGGUUAAAACACUGAUGGAACAGGAGGAAGUACUGAAAGAACAGAGAGAUCAAGCAGAGCAUCAAAAGGAUGACAUGGAGACAAACAUUACAGAUAUUGAGAACAAGCUUCAGUCAGUGGAGAAGAUGGCAGAGAGUGACCGAUACCAUGAGAUGAAGAGCAUUGUGUUAACGGCCAAAAAUCAGUUGAAGGGUAGGAAACAAGAAGAUCAAAAACUUCACGUGGAAACACAGACACUACUGACUAAAACACAAAGUGUGAUAAAUAGAAUGACAGACAGGAAGAAGGCAGCGGAAAACUACAAGGAGAAAAUCAGUGAGCAGCUGGAGGAGAUAGAGAAACAACAAGAGGAGAUUCAGAGGAAACUUCAGUCAGAGCAGAGACAAGGACCUUGAUGUAUUUAGAUGAUCAAAAGACAUCAGCUAAUCAAAGUCUUAUUCUGGUGUUGAUACAGAUUUGUUUAUAGCAGUAAUAAGAAUGCACUAAAAACCCAUCUUUAUUUGUGAAUCAUCAUCUGAGAGCUGUCAUUAAUGAUGCAGAACAACUUUUACAUGACUUUUGCCUGGAUCCAGGCCCGGUGCCAUGAAGUUACUGAGGGGGCAGUUAAAAAUUAUGAGGGGGCAAAUAUUUAUUAUGCAACAUAGGUUCACACAGUGAAUUAUAAAGAGGGGGCAGCCGUGCGUAAUUGUUGCACGUAAUGACAGCUCGUCGCCGGUGAAACACAAUAAACUGCACGUCUUCUUUCAUGUUUGUCUCAUGACAGAUGGAGCUGACAGACAGACAGACAGACAGGUGGAGCAAGCGGCAAAUUGGUAUGAAAGCUGGUUCAGGGCAUAUUCGUCCAUUUACGAAUAAAUAUGGAGUGGAAACGCUCAUGCAUGCGCACCAAGUUCCUACAUUAAUUCAGAAGCUUUACAAAUAUGUCGAUGUGUAGGCUAUAUUUCUGCCUUUCUGCGUACACAUUUUUAUCAUGUCAUGAAUCUACACAGUUUAUCCACUGGCCUAAUCUGUCAUCCAAAGCUGUAUGUCCCCGACUUCAAAACUCAUUCAUCAUCAGUCAUCCUGCUGUCUGGAUGCAUGUCAGACAUAUCCAGCAGAAAAAAAUGUGUGUGACAUAGAACAUAGAAAAAUAAACCAGCUAGAUUCUGUCAUACCUUUCCUCAGUAGAGUCGCAGCCUUCAUGUUUGUUUGUUAAACUUUCUGAGUAAGCGAGGAGCCACUGGCCUCGGCUGCAGUCUCUUCUGUAGUGUUGGUUUUUUUUUUGUUUUUUUUUUCCAAAACCACGUUCCUAUAUCCAUCUUUGGCUUGAACUGCUUUUUGGAACACACUAACGUGAUGGCAAAGUAAGUUGACCAAACUAUUUCGCAAGCAAGCUAGCUUAAAUUAUAUACUAUGGUGCGCCGUGAGGCCAAACCUAAUACAACACACAACAAACGCGCUGUCCAUGGUUCUGAAAUUACUGCAAAUAACAGGGGGUUAUGGUGUUUCAAUCUCCUCUCAAACACCGUAACCCUAUGUUAAAUAAAACAACAAAAAUACUGGUUGGUUGGAUCAGUAUUUUUUUGCAGAUUUACUAUGGCACACAAAACUUAAACUGAGUGAGCAAAAAAAUCAAACUGAGGGGGCAGUGCCCCCCCUCGCCCCCUCGUGGCGCCGGGCCUGCCUGUGUGUGUGUGUGUGUGUGUGUGUGUGCUUGUUUAUACACUUGUAUAACUGUUGCUUUUUUGGUUGAGACUAUACAGAAAUGUUCAGCUCUUUAUUUUACGUGUGAUGUACCAUAAAUGUUAAAAUGAACAGUUUUUCAUGCGGGAUGUCCAGAAACGGAAUAAACUUGAAAUUCUUUCACUUUGGAGUUCUUCCUUUAUUCAGAGUGGAAAUGACUGAGGUGAUAAAAAAGUGGGUUUAGAGGGAAGUUAUAGCGUCACACGGUGGGUUAAAGCAUCAAAGCAAAAGACUUUGUUACUGAUAAGAUUACAUUUACUUAACUGAUGCUUUUAUCCAAAGUGACUCACAAUAUGAGCAUUAACCCUUUAAACACUGAC
Messenger RNA from Epinephelus fuscoguttatus (brown-marbled grouper), 3084 nucleotides. Its product is annotated as butyrophilin subfamily 1 member A1-like. The record is from RefSeq and is a predicted model, not a curated record. Lineage: Eukaryota; Metazoa; Chordata; Actinopteri; Perciformes; Serranidae. The transcript has 6 exons. The coding region runs from base 34 to 1437 and encodes 467 amino acids.